AUGGCGACUGGGGCUAUACGGAAGAAGCUGGUUAUUGUUGGCGAUGGAACCUGUGGGAAGACUUGCUUAUUGAUUGUGUUCAGUAAGGAUCAAUUCCCAGAAGUGUAUGUUCCGACGGUCUUCGAGAACUAUGUCGCCGACAUUGAGAUAGACAACACUAGAGUGGAGCUGGCGUUGUGGGAUACUGCCGGGCAGGAGGAUUAUGACCGCCUUCGUCCACUCUCAUACCCUGAAACGGAUGUUAUUCUCAUGUGCUUCUCGAUAGAUAGUCCUGAUAGUUUGGAGAAUAUUUCGGAGAAAUGGACUGCUGAGGUCCAACACUUCUGCCCUAAUGUGCCAAUAAUCCUUGUGGGGAACAAGAAGGACCUCCGAAAUGACGAAAAGACUCGUGCAGAACUUGCAAAAGUUAAGCAGACAACUGUGACAACUGAGCAAGGAAAAGCCAAGGCCAUGCAAAUCGGUGCCUAUGAUUAUAUAGAGUGUUCCGCUAAGACGAAGGAGAAUGUCCGUAAGGUCUUCGAGACGGCAACUCGAGCUGCUUUGGAAACUUCGAAGAAGUCAAGGAAGAAGCGGUGUAAAGUUCUAUGA
Molecule: messenger RNA, 588 nt
Organism: Mesocestoides corti
Lineage: Eukaryota; Metazoa; Platyhelminthes; Cestoda; Cyclophyllidea; Mesocestoididae
Source: the annotation of a GenBank genome assembly